GCCUUGCCCUCCUCCUUCCGGCUGAGGCUCCGCGGCGCCGCCGCCUGGCCCGCGCGCUCUCCGCUCCCUUCCCACGACAGCCCCGUAGUUCCGACGCGGGAGGCAGGUAACCCCGGGACAGGGAGGACUCCCAGUGAAAUGCAUCCCUGACCUGAUUGGAUCAGAGAAAGAAAAGAAGUAUCCAGAUCUCUUAGCCCUAUUGUACAGGCGGAUGUCACAUUCAGACUCUCAAGAUGGCAGCCAUUGACCUAUGCCCGAUAUGGGAUUUGCCUACACAGGACGCUGCCUGUUUCUAUGUGAGAAAUACUGAGGGGAAAAGGAUAGUGCCUGAAUUCCCAGCAACCUGGUUACAGGGACCAGUGUCCUUUAAAGAUGUGGCUGUGGAGUUCACCCAGGAGGAGUGGGUGAUGCUGGACUCUGCUCAGAGAAGUAUGUACAGAGAUGUGAUGUUGGAAAACUAUAUAAAUCUUGCCUUAGUGGAAUAUCAGUUAUGCAAGCCUGUGAUCUCCCUGUUGGGUCGAGAAGACAUAAGAACUGUGAAAAGGAGAAUUCCCCAAGCUACCUGUCCAGAUGGGGAGAUUCAACUGAAAACCAAAGAAUCAAAAUCUAAGAGUAUUUUGGGGGAAAAAUCAUCUGGUGGCAUGAAAAUGAUAAGAUUCACAAUGGAUGAUCAGUCUUCCACAUUAAGAGCAGACUGGGAAUGCUGUAAGAUCAGAAAACAGCACAAGAUCCCAGAGGGAAUUUUGAGGCAAGUGACAUUUACUCAAAAGAAGACGGCAUCUCAGGAGAGAUUCUAUGACUAUCAUGAAUUAGAGGAAAACUCUAAACUUAGAUCAAAACUUGUUUUUUCAAAGAGAGUUUCCACCAGUACAUAUUGCCAUAAAUGUUACUUAGAUAUUGAGUGUUUGAAGCAUAAUUCAAUCCUAAACAAUUAUGAAGAAGACUCUGUAAGUGAGAGGGUCUGUGAAAGUCAUGAAUAUGACAGAGCUCUGUGGCAUCUUGAAAUAACUCAGACAGCACAAAAAGAGGGCACACAUGCCAAACAUGGGAUACACUUUAAACAUAAUAAUAUGCUGCCUAUAUGCAGCAAUUUUCACAUGGUGGAGAAUUCCUAUGAGUGUGAUAAAAACAAAACCUUUUGUCAUCAUUCAUCCCUUAAGCAACAGGAGCAAACACCUACCGAAGAGAAACAUGAAUGUAAUCAGUGUGGAAAAGCCUUCAAAAGGAUUUCUAACCUUACUUUGCACGAGAGAAGUCACAUGGGUGAGAAACAAUAUGAAUGUAAAGAAUGUGGGAAAGUCUUCAAUGAUUCCUCAACCCUACGGAGACAUGUAAGAACUCACACUGGUGAGAAACCCUAUGAAUGUAAUCAGUGUGGAAAAGCUUUCAGUCAAAGAACAUCUCUUAAGGUUCAUGUGAGAACUCACACUGGAGAGAAACCUUAUGAGUGUAAUCAUUGUGGAAAAUCCUUUGGCACAAGUUCUUACCUUACAGUACACAAGAGAAUACACAGUGGGGAGAAACGCUAUGAAUGCAGUGACUGUGGAAAAGCCUUUAACACAAGCUCUCACCUUAGAGUUCACAAGAAAAUACACACUGGAGAGAACCUUUAUGAAUGCACUGACUGUGGGAAGGUUUUUAGUAGCCUCUCAUCUCUUAGAAUGCAUGUGAGAACUCAUACUGGGGAGAAACCCUACGAAUGUAAGGAAUGUAGGAAAACCUUCACUGUUUCCUCUUCCCUUAAGAGACAUGUGAGAACUCACACUGGAGAGAAACCCUAUGGCUGUAUUCAGUGUGGAAAAACCUUCAGUCAAAGUUCUUCACUUACUAUACACAAGAGAAUUCAUACUGGGAGAGAAACCCUGUAACUUAAGAAUGUGGAGUUGCCUUUUUCAUUGUCUUAAGGUGGAUUCCAAGCUCGUUGUUUCAGUCUUUGUUCUCUAAAAUAAGCAUGUAAGUCUAUAAAUAGCCCUAUAAACAGUCCUUUAGCUAUAUAACACAUUUGGUCUAUGAUAAUUUAUCUUGUUUUAAUUAUGUGUUGUCUAAUAUUUAUUAUGACUUUAUGACUUUUCAGAUCCAUAGCUAUUUAGAAUUAUGUAUUUUAAAUAUGUUUUCAGUUACCUUAUUGAUUUCUAAGUUACUUGCAUUAUCUUUGAAGUAUCUGGACUGUAUGAUACUACUCUAUUGGUACUUUCUUGAGAGUUGCUUUCUGGCCUGGUGUGGCCAUUAUUGCUGGUAGCCAAUUGAACAUCCAGUUAAUCCCUCCCUACUGACAAUACUGUUUUAGCUCACUAUACCGUUAUGUCUAAUUACAGAACUCUUCUUGGCCUCCUUAUAGCAUAUCCCUCAUUCCUGAUUGACCAAAUAUAGACAGUAUCACUGGGGACAGAGCUAUCUAGUGUUUUCUCUUUGCCUUCCCCAGUCUUCUCCCAUUGGAUUUUGCAUUCAUAGAGCUGAAUGAGCCAUCUUGUGGCUGUGAGGAUGACAACAUGGCCCAAGUAAGGAUGGUGUCAAAGAGAUCCUGGUUUCCCAAAGAUAUCUUCAAAUAGUUGUACCAGCACUGCACCACUUAUAUCUGGGCAUCUUUUUAGGUGAGAAAAGUAAGCUUGAUUAUUUUAGAAACAGUAUAUAAAUACAGUCAAUAGAGUAACCUUGUUUUAAAAAAGAAAAAGAUCACAAGGUAUGUAGAGUUAAAUAUUUUAUGUUGGAUGUACAAGUUUGGAUAAGAAUUAGAAAAGGGAGGAAUGGAAGAGCAAUGUUGAUAGAACUUUUGUGCUUAGGCUAGAGAGGAUGGAGCCAAGGUCCUUGAAAGCAGGUGUCAGAGAAGCAGGCGGGAAAUCCCAACAUUUCAGCAUGAGAAAACCAGAGAGUCUUCAAGUAGAGGGAAAGUUACCAAAAGCCCUUGAGAUUUUGCUACUUGGUCCUACAGAUACUGACCAGAUUAGCUCUAAUUUAUUAAGAAACAAAUAGGGAAGGAGGAACCUAUGAUGGAAGGAAGAGGCAGUAGUCACAGUUUUAGUCCUCUUAACUUUAUACUGUUGAGAGAUAUCUAGAUGAACAGGUUGAUGUGUAGUUCUGGACCUGAGGAGGUGUCUAGGGCGGAGACAUAAUUUUAGCAACAUCAGGAGAUAGACUAAUGGGUUUUGUGGAGGUGACUAAGACCGCAUAGGGAAAAUACAUGGUGUGAAAAGAGAAUGCCUACCACUGACCAUGGAGACCUCCUGUAUUUAAAGUAAGUAAAACUAGAGCUUUACUAAAUCAAGACAAACUAGUGUUUGAAGAAGGAAGGUAAAAUUAAAUGCUACUAUGAGGUUAAAUUAGAUGAAGUCUUAAAAAGUAAACAUAUAGCAACAUGAAGGUUAUUGUUGACCUCAGGUGGAAAUAAUGAUAUGUUAAGGAUUGGUGGUAGGUUGGGAUGAGUUUAAUAAUAAAGGAUGAGGAAGUAAAGAGUGAAUGUAGAGAAGUUUGAAUAGUAGGAGCGAGGGGGAAGUGGCUGGAGAGAGAUUUGGUCAAUGGAAAUUAUUUUUUAAAUUAUGAAAAACUGAAACAUGUCUAAAUCCUAGUGUGAUGUGUCCAGUAUGGUGAGAUUAAAUGUGCAGGCAUAAGAAGAGGGACCAUGAGUACCAUAAAUUUCCUGAGAAAGGGAUGGAAGUAUCUGGAGCACAAAUAGGAUUGAUGUUUGCUGCAAGAAGGGAUACUUCCACCAUUCUCUCAAAAUGAAAGGAGGACUGGGUGGGCUGGUUUUAAUUACCUUUUUAUUUACUUAUGUCUAAGUUACUUGAGCUGUCUCAGAGUAUCUGAGCUGUACCAUACUGCUUGUUUGGUUUCUUAAGAGCUACUUUCUGGCCCAGUGUGGCAGAUACUGCUAGUUGCUAACCUAAUAUAUGUUUCCUCCUUCCCCUUUACUAACAGUACCCCAGUUUUGCUUGGAGUAGCAGUGUGUCCAGUUACAAAACUCUUUAUCCCAGGCAGGCUCCAUGGCCAAGAUUAGUCAUUCCGCCUGUUCUUGGCCAACACAAUAUAGACAUGAGACUGUAGGUUUCAUGCUAAGAUUGUCUGCCAAGAGUAAGAUGGAUGAAAGGUUUUAGUGAAGAAGACUCUAUGCAUGUGAAAUUCCUCCUAAGUUACCGGUAGGGCCUUCUGUGGAGAAGUCAGCAAAGCAAAAAGCAAAGUCUAAGUGAGUAAGGAGAGUCCAGUUGAAUAGAAGAUAGCAACGAGGAAGAGAGUUGGAAAGUCGUAACUGACCGUUACGAGCCUUAAAGAAAGGUUUUUUUUUUUUUACAAGAGGCUGCAAUUGGUUAGAAGCAAUAUUGGGGAGCAAAGGGGACAUUGAUCCUACACUCCAGCCUAUAGAUGUGGAGUACAUGGGAAUAAAGAGCCCUUCUUUGAUGUGAUUGCUGUCGAGGUUUUUUCCAGGGGGUAGCCAAGUUUAAGUUAGUGCAAGAAAAUAAAGGGAAUUUUUAGGGAAGUUGUUGACAUAAAGGAGUUUCUUUGCCACUCAGGGAAAUCUUAGGGGGCGCCGUGGAAAGAAUUUCCAUAAGGGUAAGAAUUUGGGGUUUGUGGCUGGGGCAUGAGGGAUACAGAAGGUUGUCAUGAUGGCAGUACUGACAGAGAAAAUAAGAUCAGAGCUGAGUGAGAGUGGGUGAGACUAGGCUGUGACCAGUGAACAAAAGAGGGAGCCUAGGUUCAAACCCAGCGGGUUCUAAGAUGAUGGACACUCGGUCUAAUAGGAUUCACAGUAGCUUGGAAAGGAGCACCUGCAGUCAUGCUACGGCAGCAAACAUCCCUUCUGUUCGCAGGUGUUUGCAGCCCUCAAGGGUGCCGCAGCAGCAGGCAGCAGUCAGGAAGGGGUCCCACAUGCAUGUGGUCCUUGCAUGAGGAGAUCAUCUUGAGUGGUAUUCAGGAAAGGGGCUGUGCGCUGCUUGGUUGGGGAUUGGGGUUUAUGUACUAGUUCUGGAUCACCAGUAACUUGGCACUCCAGCAGCUGUGGACUCAGGCACAGCCUCACCCAGCAUGUCUCACCUGGGUUUUAUUGUAGCAACCUCAUGACUGAUUUCUCUGACUCAGAUCUUUGUUCCAGUGUGUUUUCUGUGCAGCUGGCCCAGUAUCCUUCUAUUAUUUUUUAUUAUUUAUUACUCUUGGUAGUUUUUAAUUAUAAAAGUAAUAUAUGCAUAUGAGAAAAAAUGUAAACAACAUCAGCCCUACACAAGAGCAAGGAAAGUCCUCCUUCACAGAUCCUCUUGCCUUAGAAAUUUAAUAUUGUGGAUGAGAGCACUUUUUGUACCUUCUGUGUUCAUACAAAUAUAGCCUUUUUAUAGAAACUGAGUCAUAGCUUUUAUUCAAUAUGCCUUUUUAAACUAUGUCAGUACAUGUUGUUCUGUUUCAUUCUUUCAUUCAUUUCAUUCAAAUGCCUUAGUAUUUGAGUAUGUGGAUGUACUGUAAUGUACGUUUAAUCCAUUUUCCCUCCAGAUGUUUCAUAACAACCAAUACUGCACGAGCAACAUUAUUAAUGUAUUUUGCUUUCAUCUGUUCUCCACACUGCUCCCAGGGUGAUUUGUCUAAAGUACUAAUCUGAUCAUAAUACAUUUCACUUUUAAAUCCUCCACUGGCUUUUUCUACCUUUUACCUCAGAUGUUUUCCAAGACCUUUUCAUGGUCAAACUCUUACCUGUCUUUUCAGCCACAUCCCUCUUCACUCUCUCUGGACCUUAACCUGGCCUGUUCAUCUCACACCUUCACAACAUUGCCUGUUUAAUUAUGUGUCUUGUCCUCUAAACUUUAAGCUUUGGUAAAGUGGGAACAAUUCAUUGUUCAUUGUUUUAUUCCUAGUACUUGGCCCAUAAUAGCUACUCAUUUAGGUUUUUUCCAGAAUUUUGCGCCUUUUCUUUGUUUACUUAGUAUUUCAGUGGAGGCUGAACUUAAAAUAAGACUUGGGUUUUAAGUGAUUGUAAAAGGCAAAAAUUGCAUAAAAGCAAAAUUUUUUUUCUCAGCACUAGAGUCACACUCAGCGUAGCGAGAUAUUCCAAUUGACAGGCACACAGAAAAUAAGACUGUAAGAGAACUGCAGUUUAAUUAUUCAUAUAACCUCCCCCUGCCUCCACCAUUCUCAAGUUCAUAUACUUUGUUUGGUCACUGUUCAUAUGCUGCUAAAUUGUGUAUUACACUAAAAGGAGUGAAAUGACCCAAUACUGGUGAGGGUGUCAUGUUCUUCAGGCUACUGAUGGAAGCAUAAAUUCACACAUACUGCUUACCUUUCCCCAGGACAGUAUGUGUCCAAAGUGAGAAUAUUGCUAACAUUUAACCUAGCAAUUUUUUCUCAGCUUUUAUAAAAGAAUUCUUCGUUCAAACAUGUAUAAGUAACAAGUCAUCUGAGUUUCAUACUUUAGUGAAAAACUGUCAAAUUUCUAAAUUCCCAAUAACAGCUAAUUGGUUUUUUAAAGUUAUGUAUGUUCAUUAAAUGGAAUAUAAUGUGGUCAUUAAAAUGUUAUUAUGUAUUUACUGACAAGUGGGGAUGUAUUUAAUAUACAGUAAGUCCCUUAUACACAAACCUUCAAGUUGCAGACUUUCAAAGAUGCAAACGUGCAUUUGCAUGUCCAAUCAGGUGAGCUAGUUCACGUGUCUGAUGUACAUUGUCACGUGCGUGCAUCCUCUACAAGGGAUUGUGCUUUUGUGUACUUUACAGUACUGUAUAGAGUACAGUACUACAGUGUCUUUAUUUCAAGCCAAGGAUGUCUGAAAG
Hippopotamus amphibius kiboko is the source of this 6738-nucleotide messenger RNA. RefSeq names its product zinc finger protein 891 (gene ZNF891). The coding region runs from base 234 to 1868 and encodes 544 amino acids. The record is from RefSeq and is a predicted model, not a curated record. The transcript is spliced from 2 exons. Gene Ontology annotation, biological process: negative regulation of transcription by RNA polymerase II. Lineage: Eukaryota; Metazoa; Chordata; Mammalia; Artiodactyla; Hippopotamidae. Gene Ontology annotation, molecular function: DNA-binding transcription repressor activity, RNA polymerase II-specific.